UUCCUUCAUAAAAAAGAGGAAGCAGGGAGCCAGAAACCAAAAAAAAAAAAACAGAGUAAAAAAUGGAAGAACCCCAAAAACAAAAGAAGAUGAAAAUACUUUGCCUUCAUGGAUUUAGAACAAGUGGGAGUUUUCUCCAAAAGCAAAUUAGCAAAUGGAAUCCUGAAAUCUUUGCUCAUUUUGACAUGGACUUUCCUGAUGGCAUAUUUCCAGCUAGAGGAAAAUCUGAUAUAGAAGGCAUUUUCCCACCACCAUACUUUGAGUGGUUCCAAUUUAAUAAGGAAUUCACUGAGUACGAAAACUUGGAAGAAUGCAUCUCCUAUCUAUGUGAGUACAUCACAAGCAAAGGUCCUUUUGAUGGUUUGCUUGGCUUUUCUCAGGGGGCAACGCUAUCAGCACUAUUGCUAGGAUACCAAGCACAGGGAAAGGUGUUGAAGGAGCAUCCACCAAUUAAAUUAUUUGUGUCAAUAUCAGGAUCCAAAUUUAGAGAUCCAGCCAUAACUGAUGUGGCCUACAAAGACAUCAUCAAAGUAAAAUCUGUGCAUUUCAUAGGAGAAAAGGAUUGGUUAAAAGUGCCCAGUGAGGACCUUCUCACUGCCUUUGAAAACCCUCUUCUUAUAAGGCACCCCCAAGGCCAUACUGUCCCAAGACUUGAUGAGGAAGCCACUUUGAAGUUGCUGGGUUGGACUAAAGACAUCCUUCAAUACUAUGGUGCUGCUCCUACAACUGAUACACACAAACAUGAAAAUGGAGAAACAAAAGAAAUAGGCAUUGAAGAGACAAAUCCAAAACCAGUCAGUGAGAUCCAAAACCAAGAAAAAAAUACGAGAGAAACUGGGGCAGUUGAGGCAAUGGUCCAAGCAUGAUGAUGUAGAACAUGAAGACAACAGACAAAAGAUGGAUCCUAUUCCGCCAAGUUCUUUGAAUGGUUUAUCUGGUAGAUUAUACAUUAGUGUAUGCUUGAUCUUCAGGGAAAUUAAAUAAUGAAAAGAGGUCGUUUGGCCUUUAAUCUACUUUUAUCUA
Molecule: messenger RNA, 1023 nt
Organism: Ziziphus jujuba (common jujube)
Lineage: Eukaryota; Viridiplantae; Streptophyta; Magnoliopsida; Rosales; Rhamnaceae
Product: dihydrofolate reductase
Exons: 6
Coding region: 63-866 (267 amino acids)
Source: RefSeq, a predicted model, not a curated record